This is a messenger RNA of Hyaloscypha bicolor E, 2640 nucleotides long. RefSeq lists its product as uncharacterized. The record is from RefSeq and is a predicted model, not a curated record. The transcript has a single exon. NCBI's taxonomy places the organism in Eukaryota, Fungi, Ascomycota, Leotiomycetes, Helotiales, Hyaloscyphaceae. The coding region runs from base 1 to 2640 and encodes 879 amino acids.
AUGUCCCACUUUCAUCAAGGACACAACGUCGAUGACGAAGGAGCGGCCGAACUAAUCCCGGUAGGAGAGGAAGACUACGCACAGUCGGACGAUACGCCGGCAGGGUACGAAGGCGAUGGCCGCCUCAUGGCCACGCGAGACGGCGUCCUUGGAAAACCGAAUGCAGAGUUAAGGGCAAUCUGGCAGCAGUAUUACAUGGACACAAGUGGCAGUGGGAAUGUGCUUCUGAGUGACCACAGCCUCAGACGGGGACUCAGCGGGCUUACAGCAGCUCCUGUCGAGGAAGUUGCCUUUACCUACGAGAAGGGAGAACGUUUGGAUGUUUACGACGACAAGGCCACGUGCAUUGACGUGGCAAUCCACUACAUUACUGGCGCCGACUUCGCCGAGGUCAUUCGACAGGAGAACGAAGGAGUCAUGAGAGGGGCACCAGUCAAAAAGUCACCCACGUGGAAGGCGGCUACGGCAGGCGAUCUCUUGAAAGAAAUCGAGGCUACCGAGGAACUCGAGUUCGACUUCAAGGACAUGACGCCGCACAUUCUCCAGCAGCGUAGAAACAGGCAAGGCAAGCAGGCUGCGAAUAAUGGAGCCGAAUCUAAAUCGAAAGUUAACAUCAAGAGCGAGCGAGUGCACAUAGUGAACGCGGAUUCUCCAAAGCAGCAUUUCGAUUUAGAGUGCCUUUGCAUAGAGCUCCACGGAAAUAGCCUCAUGAAUCUCAUCUACAACUUCCGAACACUAUUGUUGGAGAAAGGAACCAAAGCUCGCCGGAACGCAAACGAGAUUAUCCAGAUUCUCGAAACUAUGGUCGAAGAUGCUCGGCGCUUGCUCUCUUGGAGCCCGAUUAUCGGCCGGAUAGCUCACAGGCUGGCAAUUCAUAAGUCUACCUACACUCGAUACGGCUGUGACAACGGCAAGGCUUUUUGGACCCUCGCCACCAGCCGGGGAAUCGCGCUGACAGUCAAACACAGCGUUUCAUACCUCUCAGAAUUGAAAGCGUCCAAUUCCAAACUGGCCUUUGGCUCGAUCAAACCAAAGGUAAUGCAAAUCGUGGUGCUAUUGCUUUCCCUCCUCAACGACAGCGAUCUCAAGCAACUCGAGAACAUGUUAGAAGAUCAAUACCAACUCAAAGCGGACCGGAAGAGCAUGGAACUUACCAUCAUGAAAGUCUUGACCCUGAGCAGUGUUGGCGCGCCGCUGUUCUUGUCAUCGCUUCUCAGCUCCUUUGACGGGGGUCGUUGUGAUACCCAGAAGUUCAAAGAGAAAUCGCAACGGGUAAUAGCCUGGGACUCUUUUGUGUCGGCUAUUACCAGAGAAGGCUGGAUAUUGCCAGGCUCCCUCAUUAAGAAGAGGCUCAGAGAUGACAAGACAUCCAAUACCAAGGAGCAAUCUUCUUGGAAGGUGAAAUGGGACGAGUACACGGACACGGAAAUCUUUAAUCAUCUCCAAUAUAACGGUGAGAAGAAGGAAGUCAACGACAUUCCACCUCUGAAGCUCCAGUGUAAGGACUUUGAGAUAGAGGAAGUUCUUGCUGAUUUUCGAGACGGGAAAAAGUACGUGGUCGCCUUUAAAGACCUGGAGGGGAUCACGUUGGCCUCUCCAGGCACGUAUCAGCUUUCGGAUCCAGAGUCCGGUGAAAAAAAAGAUCUAAGGGUGGACACGGAAGAUCAGUUUUUCGAGCUCAAAGACUUGUGGAACUCCAUCAGGAAACUCUGUGUUUCCGUGAGUGAGCAUGCACCCCGAGGAGAGAUGCAGCGAAGCUGGAAAGUAGGCAACGCCCUCACUCGAGUGAAACGUUCCAUGCUGGAUGGGAAAGCUCGACCCGCCCGGGCUCCCCCCACGUGUUCCAGAAUCGCGGGAAGAAGAGCCAAAAAUACGACGACCAUCGAGACUUCUGCCUCGGGACAGUGCCAGGAGAUUGCCGUGUGCUGGUUCUUAGAGGGGGGGAAGAUCACAAAGGCUGAGAUGCUUGAGGGCGUCCUGGAAGAUUGGAAUACACUUGACAAGACGGUAAAAGAGUUGAAGAGCUUCUCCGUCUCAACUCGCCGUAAAGUAGCCCAAGGGAAGGACAGGGUGAAGGGUAGCCAGGCCGCUACAGAGGAGACGAAGCUGCUCGACAUGCUCGAUCGCGAGCUUGAACGUAUCAACCAAGAACUCCUCAAAAUGAAUGAGAAGCGCCGACAACUGAGCCAGGAGCCCGACAAGGACGACGAACCCAUCGCUCGCGUGCACUUCCCAAAUCCGGUCCACUACAAGCAGGACAUGCCAUGGCUCUGCUUCCGUAUGAAUCUCGAUAGAGAGGGGGCCGGUCUCGAGGUGUGGGCCGACUUGUACAAGAUUUGCGAGCCGCCCAGAUGGAGGGCCAGCAUGGGUGAGGUGUCUAUCCAACACCUGAAUAAAAGGAGGACACUAGGGGUGGUACCGCUGGACCCAGUCCCCGAAUCGCAGCGUAAGCGCGAAAUCACAAAGCACGACAAAGUACUUCUCCUGGGUGGGCUAGUUGUGGUAAUAAAUCGAAAGGAGAGAGUUGUUAACUACCUCAAACUCACCUCGCUCGAUAUUAUAAAGGACGAUGAUGAAUCGGGGAGAUCGGAGGACGAGUCGGAGGAUGAGAAAUUAAACCCUAUGAUAAAAUUGCUUUAA